CUUAUCUCCUGUGUGUUAUUUUAUGGAAUAUAACUCUGAUGUAAAUGAUGUUUACUUUAGCUCCAACUCUUGCCCUGUUUUCUUAUUUUGGUUCAGAUCUUCGAAGAUUUUCUAUCUCUGUAUUUGGAAUGGCUGCUGCGAAAUAUCAAGCAUCCUCAUCUUCACGGUUUUCUCAUUGUAAAUAUCAAGUGUUCUUGAGUUUCAGAGGCGAAGACACUCGCAAGAAUUUUACUGAUCACCUCUACACAGCCCUUGUUCAAGCAGGGAUUCACACAUUUAGAGAUGAUGAUGAAAUUGGCAGAGGAGAGAACAUCGAAUCGGAGCUCCAGAAGGCAAUACAGCAAUCAAAAAUUGCGAUAAUCGUAUUCUCCAAAGACUAUGCUUCUUCGAGGUGGUGCCUUGAUGAGCUUGUAAUGAUCAUGGAACGCAGGAGGACUGCAGACUGCAGAGUUUUGCCGGUAUUCUAUGAUGUGGAUCCAUCCCAAGUCAGAAAGCAAACAGGGAGCUUCGCCGCAGCAUUUGUGGAGCAUGAAAAGCGCUUCAAGGAGGAGAUGGAGAGGGUGAACGGGUGGAGGAUUGCUUUGAAGGAAGUGGCCGAUUUAGCUGGAAUGGUUUUAGGAGAUGGAUACGAGGCACUGCUUGUCCAAUGUAUUGUGGAGAAGGUCUCAAAGAACUUGGAUCGAAAAAUAUUUCAUGUACCCCUUCAUUUCAUUGGAAGAGAUCCUCUAGUAAAUUAUAUCAACUCAUGGUUGCAAGAUGAGUCCCAUGAUGCUGCCACUGCUAUGCUCUACGGAAUUGGUGGAGUUGGGAAGACAGCUAUAGCAAAGAGUAUUUUUAAUCAGAACUUUCGUAAAUUUGAAUGCAGGAGCUAUCUAUCAAAUGUUAGAGAAAUCUCAAAAGAAUCCAAAGGUGUAGUUUGCCUACAGAGGCAACUUCUUUCUGAUAUCCUAAACCAAACUGUUGAUGAGAUACAUGAUGUUGAUGAAGGAAUUUUAAAGAUUAAGGAUGCCUUGUGUUGCAGAAGAACUCUUAUUGUUCUUGAUGAUGUGGACAAUAGGGACCAAUUCAAUGCAAUCAUAGGCAUGCAAGAAUGGCUUUGUAAAGGAUGUAAAAUCAUUUUAACAACUAGAAAUAAGGGUCUAAUUGCAGCUAAUGAUGAGUUUGUCAAGUGCAAAGUUGAACCUCUAGACAACAAAAAAUCACUCGAGCUUUUCAGUUGGCAUGCCUUUGGACAAGCUUACCCUGUUGAAGGUUUUGUGGAGGACUCUUGGAGAAUAGUGCAUCAUUGUAAUGGACUUCCAUUAGCCCUUCGUGUUAUUGGUUCUUCAUUGUCAGGGAAAGGAAGAAAAUUAUGGGGAAGCGCAUUACAGGAAUUGGCAGUGAUUCCUAAUUGUGAAGUUCAAAAUGUUCUUGAAAUAAGUUACCACUCUCUAGAUGAUGAUUAUCAAAAAAUCUUAUUCCUUGAUAUUGCUUGUUUCUUCAAUGGAAUGGAUGUGGAUUAUGCAGUUAUGAUACUAGAUGGGCUCGGUAUAGGUGCAAGAUUUAGGAUUGACAAACUUAUCGAUAGAUGCCUUGUUGAAAUCAACAAUGAUGAAAGGUUGUGGAUGCAUCAACUUGUAAGAGAUAUGGGAAGGGAAAUUGCUCGACAAGAAUCACCCAAAUGUCAAAGAACAUGGCAUCACGAGGAUGCUUUUAGAGUAUUGAAUGGAACUACCGAUGCUGAAAAAUUGCGUGGUCUUACCCUGGAUAUGCAUGCAUUAAUGGAAGAUGAUUAUGCAGAAGUUGCUUGUACCAGUUCAAUGGUUCGCAGCAAGAGGCGCAGGCUUAAUUUCUUUCAACAAUGGUUUUCUGACUUUCGUAAUGGGGGAAAAUUACAAACUGACCAAACAAGCUUGUUUCCCAUCCUCAGCACCGAUGCUUUUAGAAAGAUGUCAGAAGUAAAAUUUCUCCAACUAAACUACACUAAUUUUCAUGGAAGUUUUGAGCACUUUCCCAAGAAUUUGAUAUGGUUAUGUUGGCAUGGAUUCUCAACAAGAUCCAUACCAAAUCAUGUAUGCUUGGAGAAGCUGGUGGUUCUUGAUCUAUCCAGAAGCUGUCUAGUUCAUGCUUGGAAAGGCAAACCAUAUCUUCCAAAAUUGAAAAUUCUUGAUCUCCGACACUCUCUUGAUCUCAUUAGAACCCCAGACUUCUCGAGUCUCCCAGCCCUUGAAAAGCUAAUACUUGAAGAUUGCAUCUGUUUGGUUCAAAUUCACGAAUCUAUUGGUGAUUUACAAAGACUGUUGAUCUUAAAUCUAAGAAAUUGUACAAGUCUUAUGGAGCUUCCAGAAGAAAUGAGUAGAUUGAAUUCACUUCAAGAGCUGGUUUUAGAUGGUUGCUCAAAUCUUGUCAGCCUGAUGAAUAUGGAGUUAGAGCAUCAUCAGGGGCGCAGCUUGCUCCAAAGCGAUGGAAUUGUUGCAAACAUUGUUUUGGUGGUACAGAUAACAUUUAUACAUGGCUCAUUCAACGUUGUCGCAGAUGGAUUUGAUGAAGAUGAGGAGUUAAGGGGGUUUCAUGAGGAGGAAGAAGAGGAUAAAUGGCUAAUUCAGAAUGAGUUUGUAGAUAACUUUUCAUUCAAAAUGUCCUCACCUCCUCCUGCGCACCGGAUAUGUGGCUUUAAUCUGUUCACAAGGUUUUAUAUGACGUCAGAGUACAGUCGCUUUGAACCUUUUCAUUUUAUAAUCAGAAACAAUACCAGUGGUCGAUCCUUGCGUUGUCACGCCCCUGUCUACCAUUCGAGUUACGGGCGUGAUGUUCGUGAAUUCCAAUUGCUAAGCCACUGGAAAUUAGGGGUCGGUGGUCCUACAUUUGAUAAUGGUGAUGGCGUGAGUAUUUCAGUGCUUCCACAUGAUCCACCUGUUCAAACAAGGACUAUUGGUGUACAAUGGCUGUAUGAAGAGGAAGGAAAGGAUGAUGAUAUCCAAUCAAAGGAUGAAGUUAUCAGUACCCACAACAGUAGCGAUGAUGAUGAUGAUGAUGAUGAUGCAGCACACGUACCCAAAGUAGAAAUAGCUUCUCAUGUUCUUAGAAAGUAUUAUUGUGCUUCCCGUGGUUUUUUAUUUGAUGGCAAUUUCACUUGGUGGUAUUUUGCAAAGAAAGGUCUGGGAAUUGUAUUAUUUUAGGUUUGUUUUUUUAGACUAAAUGAACAAGUAUUGAAGAUAGUUUUGUA
Populus nigra (black poplar) is the source of this 3205-nucleotide messenger RNA. RefSeq names its product disease resistance protein RPV1-like. Gene Ontology annotation, biological process: signal transduction; defense response. Lineage: Eukaryota; Viridiplantae; Streptophyta; Magnoliopsida; Malpighiales; Salicaceae. The transcript has 6 exons. The record is from RefSeq and is a predicted model, not a curated record. The coding region runs from base 45 to 3158 and encodes 1037 amino acids. Gene Ontology annotation, molecular function: ADP binding.